Lucilia sericata (common green bottle fly) is the source of this 1607-nucleotide messenger RNA. It is a transcript of the gene Alg7, whose product is annotated as UDP-N-acetylglucosamine--dolichyl-phosphate N-acetylglucosaminephosphotransferase. Gene Ontology annotation, cellular component: membrane. The coding region runs from base 175 to 1401 and encodes 408 amino acids. Gene Ontology annotation, molecular function: UDP-N-acetylglucosamine-dolichyl-phosphate N-acetylglucosaminephosphotransferase activity. The record is from RefSeq and is a predicted model, not a curated record. Gene Ontology annotation, biological process: dolichol-linked oligosaccharide biosynthetic process; protein N-linked glycosylation. The transcript has 4 exons. Lineage: Eukaryota; Metazoa; Arthropoda; Insecta; Diptera; Calliphoridae.
UUUCUUGUGGCAUUUUAUUAUUGGUUGUGUUGUUGGUAUACGUUUUUGUGAAUCAGUAGUAAAUUGGAAAUGCAUUUCUUAAUUUAAUUAGUAAUUAAUAAUAUAGUGCAAAGAAAUAGAAAACUGUAUCAUUUCAUCGUUAGUUCAAGAUAAUUACAAUAAAAAGGCUUUAAAAUGAACUACACUUGUUUAGCCCUAAAUGGUGUAAUAUCAGUGGCGGCCUAUUUAAUGGCCAUCCGCAUAAUACCACGGUUCCGUGAAAUGUUUAUCAAGGCUAAUCUCUAUGGCAAAGAUUUGUGCAAGAAAGAUCAAACUCAAGUGCCCGAAUCCUUGGGGGUUUUAAUUGGUUGCGUUUUUUUGGUGGCCAUGUUUUUAUUUAUACCCGUGCCUUUUACCCUAGAAGAAACAGCCGCCAUGGAUGCCACUACCGGCGGUAAACCCUCAACUUUUCCCCACGAAGAAUUUGUUGAACUUAUUGUGGCAUUACUGUCCAUUUGUUGUAUGAUAUUACUGGGUUUUGCUGAUGACGUAUUGGAUUUGAGAUGGCGCCAUAAACUUAUGUUACCCACCAUGGCCACACUACCUUUACUUAUGGUCUAUUAUGUAAAUUACAAUUCCACCACCGUUAUAAUGCCGAAAUUUGUACGUUCCUUUGUGGGAGAAUCUUUAGAUAUAGGUGUCUUGUAUUAUAUUUAUAUGGGCAUGUUGGCGGUGUUCUGUACAAAUGCUAUUAAUAUAUUGGCCGGUAUAAAUGGUUUGGAGGUGGGACAAUCUAUUAUCAUAGCCGGUUCUAUAUUGGUGUUCAAUGUCAUCGAAUUGUAUUUGGGUCAUCAAAUUGAUGGUCAUAAAUUUAGCAUUUACCUUAUGCUGCCAUUCCUUGCAGUCUCUUUGGCACUUUGGAAAUAUAACAAAUAUCCCUCACAGGUAUUUGUAGGUGAUACAUUUUGCUAUUUUGCUGGCAUGACAUUUGCCGUUGUUGGCAUAAUUGGGCACUUUAGUAAAACUUUAAUUCUCUUCUUUUUGCCACAAAUUAUCAACUUUCUCUACUCCAUACCUCAGCUAUUUAAAUUUGUACCCUGUCCACGACAUCGUCUACCAAAAUACGAUCCUAAAUCAGAUCUCCUGCAUAUAAGUACAACGGAAUUUAAUAAAAAUGAACUCAACAUAUUGGGCAAGAUAAUGGUAACUAUAUUUAAGACUUUCAAACUAAUCACCUGGCAAGAAAUGCCCGAUGGACGUGUAAUAACGAAUAAUUUUACUUUAAUCAAUUUUGUACUGGUUGUCUUUGGACCGGUGCAUGAAAAGGUGGUAACACAAAUGUUAAUGGCAGUACAGGUAUGUUGUACGUUAUUGGCAUUCGUGAUACGUUAUCCUUUGGCUAGCUACUUCUAUGAUUCGUAGUGCGAAAGUUUUAACGAAUGAACAAAGGAUGUAAAGUUGUUUUGCUAAUGAAAUCAAAUAAUGAUUUUCCUUUUGAUUAAGAUACAUUGUAAAAAAUUAAACCAAAAUUUUAGUUUUGUAAGUAUUUAAAGUAUGUGUUGAUAUUUAUAUUUAGUUAAAGGACUAAAAUUAUUGCGUAAAUAAAUUUCGAUAUAAUUUUUUAAAAA